UCCAAAAAAAAAAAAAAAGAAACCGCAACAUAGUCAUCGAGGGAGCCCCCCCAUGGAUGGAGCUGAGGUCACUUCCAGUCUUUCCUAACAUGAAAGCAUCGGAUCCCCUGUGCUCUUGAGCAGCUGCUCAGCCAAAGAGCUGUUAGCAAUUUACACCCACACCAACAGCACAGGGCACACAUGGGUCACACACCUGUGUGAGCGUUUUCUGAUUUCCCCCAUCUUGUGGGUGCUUAGGGUCAAGCACCCCUUUCGACAGUCACAAGCUGUUUGCUUGUUUUUGCAUUCAAAGCUAGGGGAACCGCCUUAAACACUAAGCACCCAUCCCUCCUCACCAAGCCAAGUGGGAGGGGUUCUGAUGAGCUCCCCUGUACCAGUGAGGGGACUGGGCUCACAGGGCUGAGUGCAGACGCCUCCAGAGCCCGCAUCUCACUGUCAGCAUCGUGCUAGAGGUUACCAUGACUUGGAUGGCUUCCCAUCACCCUGUGGGCCCUGACAUGCUCACAUCCCAGGAAGGGGCUGCAGUUAUAGGGGUCUCAGGUUGGCCUUCCGGAGACAGGUGUCCCUGCCCCCUUGUGUCCCCACCCUUGGCUUUCCCUAGGCCUCUCCCUUUUCCUGUUUUGACGUUGGCUCAGCCAGGCCCGGAGACAGGGGCAUGAUGUCUUAAUCCUCCAGGCAGGAGCCACCAAGGAGAGUUCCCGUGGACUCGGUCCCUGCCAAACCACCCUUCCCAGCACUCACAUCCGUCCCACCUGGCACAGGACACACGUGAGGGCUCCUGAAUCCCAGCACCCUGACUUAGUAGAGAGGGACCCCACUGGGGGACCGAUGAAGCCCCUGACUCCCGCUCCAGGCAGCAGGCCGGGGUGAACACGAGUUGCCCGCCCUGGCUGCCAGUAUGGCACUCAUAAAUCAGGGGGUGUCUGGGGUGUCGGAAAUGGGUGUGUGGAAUGUCGGGGUAGGGUGGGCUGGGGGUGAGCCUUUAAUUCUUAGAAGGGUGGGGUGUGGGGCAGGAGUGGAUGCCUGGAUUCCAGGGCGUAGGAGAUAAGCUGGUGCAGACGUGGGGCCCUCUGGCCGCAGGGGCCGGCAGUGAAGCAGUUAGCUCCCAGCCCCAGCAGGGCAUAAAUUCGGGGCGCACCUCCCACCCUCAGGACCUGCCUGUCACAAUGGCCGUAGGGAAGGUCCUUCUGGGCUCUGUGCUGCUCCUGUCCCUGCAUCUGGGACAGGGCUGGGAUCCUGAUGCCCAUGGGGCUCCUGUGGCCAAUGGAGAGUUCUCGUCUGAGCAGGUGGCAGAGGCUGGAAGAACCUGGCUGGCCACUCACCGCCCCCUCACCCGCCUGCGCAGAGCACCAUCCGGUCCGUGCCAGCUGUGGAGCCUGACUCUGUCGGUGGCAGAGCUGGGCCUGGGCUAUGCCUCGGAGGAGAAGGUCAUCUUCCGCUACUGCGCCGGCAGCUGCCCCCGGGGUGCCCGUACCCAGCACGGCCUGGCACUGGCCCGGCUGCAAGGCCAGGGGAAAGCCCAUGGCGGGCCCUGCUGCCAGCCCACCCGCUACGAUGAUGUGGCCUUCCUUGACGACCGCCACCGCUGGCAGCGGCUGCCCCAGCUCUCGGCGGCUGCCUGCAGCUGUGUCGGCUGAGGGUGCACAGUCUGGUACCCAGGAGCUGCAGUACUGGGGAAGCUUGGCUGAGUUCUUUAUUGGAGACCUGGAUGCAGAGACAAGGACGGGAGUGGGCUGGGGCGAUCAGCAUUGAGUGCAAUAAAGGACACCACUCUCCUGGC
This is a messenger RNA of Cebus imitator (Panamanian white-faced capuchin), 1780 nucleotides long. It is a transcript of the gene PSPN, whose product is annotated as persephin. Gene Ontology annotation, molecular function: glial cell-derived neurotrophic factor receptor binding; growth factor activity; receptor tyrosine kinase binding. Bases 1020 to 1637 code for a protein of 205 amino acids. NCBI's taxonomy places the organism in Eukaryota, Metazoa, Chordata, Mammalia, Primates, Cebidae. The transcript has 2 exons. The record is from RefSeq and is a predicted model, not a curated record.